GAUUUUUAGCGAAGCUAGUCUUGCCAAAUAUAUAUCUAAGAAUAAGCCUUGGAUUUGGAAGAAGUUUUAGAAAGUGGUUAUGCCUUAUCUUGCAAGCUCUAUUCAAAAGAUCGUCAGCAUACUCGAUAUACAAGUGAGGAGGUUUCUACUGUCACAUUGAAAAGGGCUUUGUUUUAAAUUAUUUACAAAGAGAUCCCAUCAUAGUAAUUUGAGAUGCUCCACUACUCGACUUAUUCUAGGAGUAUGUAGCAAUUAGAAGAAUUCCUUAAAACUUUACUCACACAAAAGUCUAUUUUGAAAACCACAUUGCACAGCUGCGCCUAUAAGAGCUUGGUUGGAAACAGGAGAAAUAUGGUUUACUCUUGAUGUGGUCUCAGAAUUCCAUCGUAGUUCGGGUUUUGGAUAUUCGUAUUAUAAAAAUACGUAAAUCGGUGAAGACAUUUGGCUGUUUUGCACAACACUUCACAAUGGCUGUUGCGAUGAGGCGACGUGCUGUGAAGCACAUUUUAUCUGAAAGAUUAACAGAGGAGCAAAUUAGAGAAUACAACGACGCAUUUCAAGCCUUCGAUAAAGAUGGCAAUGGAUACAUUACCACUAAGGAGUUAAAAUCACUGAUGCGCUGCCUCGGUUGCAAUCCUACGGAUUCAGAAGUGCAGCAGAUCAUAAACGAGGUUGAUGCAGAUGGUAAUGGCAAGAUCGAUUUCCCAGAAUUUGUGCAGUUGAUGGAGAAAAUGAUGAAACCAACAGAUGAAGAAAACGCAGCUUUAGAUGCCUUUAGGGUUUUUGACCCAGAGGGACGUGGCUACAUUCCAAGCACGAUAUUGAGGGAGAUUUUGCAAAGGUCUCUCGAUCAAGUACCACAAAGUGAGGUAUUCGAUCUUCUUGACCACUCUGGCCUACACGAAGAUAAAAUGAUUUCUUUUGAAGAUUUUGCUCGUCUUGUGAAACCAAGAAAUCCGUUUCAAGAUCGGUUGAAUCAAAUGGAAAUGAAAGAUGGGUCUCCUUCAAGCUCCGCAUCAUAACUAGAUGUACUUGAAAUUUGACGUCCAGAUAUCUUAAAUGGUCGGCAAAAUUACAAUUUCAUCUCAACUGACCUUCACUGAGAAAGGUUAGCCCCCACCCCCUAUCCCUCAACAAAUGAGUGCAAGAGGACAGUUUUUUAUGCUCAUUAUCUGUGAUCGAUAAACCAUUUUACAUCACAAUAGAUAAAUGAAACAUGUCCUUUAAAUCAUACGAGAGAAGGCGUGCUCAUUUCAACGAAAUAAAAGAUCUUCAUGUGUUGCAGCUUUACUUUCUUUUUGUAUUCUUUAUUGUUGUUAUCAAUGAAUUUAUCAAGAAAAUCGAUAAUUAUCAGAGGUAAAAUCUAAGUAGAUCGUAAGUGAAUAUCAUAGUACUUGUAAGCAAAUUUAUUGAGAUUAUGAAGAAAAACAUUGUUUUAAAUUCUAAGAAAAACAGCAAUACAGAGGGAGGAUCAGUGUGCCUCUUUUAGGCUCCUUCUUUUGUUCAACUUGUGCAUUUCUCACAUAGCGCUAAAAAAUGACUAUUCUUUUGUUGCUCUGGUAGUUAGUUGCCAGAAAAUAAACGAACUGCACGUAUUUUUUAUAAGAAACUAAGGUCCGGUGCUGGUAGGCAAUUUCUUAAAUUUUAUGCCCAUUUUGCUAUCAAAAGUU
Rhopilema esculentum is the source of this 1670-nucleotide messenger RNA. Its product is annotated as calmodulin-alpha. NCBI's taxonomy places the organism in Eukaryota, Metazoa, Cnidaria, Scyphozoa, Rhizostomeae, Rhizostomatidae. Gene Ontology annotation, cellular component: myosin II complex. The record is from RefSeq and is a predicted model, not a curated record. Gene Ontology annotation, molecular function: calcium ion binding.